CUGGGCCGAUUGCACCUGCGCCUCCAUCGGCCCACGAGAGAGGGCGCCAGCGAACCAGUGGUGACGUCACGCGGGAGCGCGGCGCAGAGCAUUGUGGGAUGUCCAAGCCGUCCACAAAGCCAACAAGCCGGGAGGACGCGCCGAGGUACGUCGCAGCCGUCGCGGACGUCAUGGAGUUAUCGUCCGUGGGCGAGCGCGUGUUCGCCGCCGAAUGCAUCCAGAAGAAGCGCAUACGAAAGGGUCGAGCCGAGUAUCUGGUCAAGUGGCGCGGAUGGAGUCACAAAUACAACACCUGGGAGCCCGAAGAGAACAUUCUGGACGUUCGGCUACUGGAAGCCUUCGAGUCGAGCCAAAAGGAUGUCGGUCCUGGGAAGCGCGGACAAAAGCCCAAGAAGGAGCGGAGUCACAGCCAGGCUGAGUCUCAAGAUGCCAAGCACGACUCCAGCAAGGGCAAGAGCGAGGACGACACCUCCAACGACGGCGUGGGCACGCCCCACUCAAAGGGCGCUCCGUCGGACUCAGCUGCUACGCCGUCGCCCUCCCGGAGUCUGCAUCCAAUCUCCUCUCCGCGUCCCUCGGCCGCGGAGGAACGGGACGUGGCGGCGAGGGUAGCGUCCCCCGCGACGUCGCCGCCCAAAACACCGCAGUCCUCCGCGACAGCGACCCACUCCCAUCCACAGUCCGAGCCAAAGGCGGCCAGUCCCCCGUCGAAGCCCCCGGUCCCUCCGGCAACUGCCGCAGAUUCCAAGUCCACUCACAGUCCGUCGGAGAAGGAGAAGAAGGAUCCGCCAAGGAACGUCAAGCCAAUCGUUCCAGACGUUGCGAGGUCCGAGACUGUGGCGGCCUUGAAGCAGCCGGAGCCGUCGAAAACUGCGAUGCCGAAGCUGGCGGCGGAACAACCCGUCGCCCCACGACCGGCUCCGCCAACUCCCGCGGAGCCGCCGCGAAAACUGGAGGGCACGCCGGGGGGGAAGCGGAAAGCGGACACUCCGAAGCCGCUCCUGGGAUCGGCACCCGUGCCGCAGUAUCAGCCGGCCGCCGCGAUCGGUCAGCCGCCGAACAAGGUGCCAAAACCGGCUCCGAAAUUUGAGGCACCGCAGCGCCACGCGGCGCCUGCGCCGCCGUUCGUGAACGGGUCUCCUGCGACCGUGCGGCCCACCGCUCCUGGGAGCGCAGCCCGGCUGCCUACGUCUUUCAAGCCGAUCACGCCGCGGCCCCCAAUCGCAAGCGUCGCGUCGCAGCCACCGUCCAAUCACCACCACGGCCACUCCCACCUGGCGGUGCCGCCCGUGGCGGCGCGCCUGGGAACGGGUCACCAUGGAGCCGCGACCGCGGCCAGAAUCGCGAGGCCGCCUCACCUGCCGUCUCCGCCGGUCUCCAUGGCAACCCCGCCCAAUGGCGCGCCGCCCGUCGCGGUUGCUGCCGCGGUGACUCCGCAGCCUCCGCCGCCGCUCGUCAACGGCAAGCCAGCGUCGCCGCACGGUGCCGCCAACCACAGCGACCAGGAGAACCACGGCGUGGCGCACACGGCGAACGCGCCGCCAGCCAACGUCCCGACGAAGGCGGUGAACGGGACGGCGCCGCUUCCGCCGGCGGCCUCCCUGCUGCAGCCCAAAAGUCUCAACGUGGCACUGCCGAGCGAGCCGGAGGUUCCGUCGGCUCCGCUGGCGGCCAUCCCGGACUUCUGGCAGAAGCAGAGUCCGGUGGUGGAUCAGAUCUUCAUCACGGACGUGACGGCCAACCUGGUGACGGUGACGGUGCGGGAGUGCCGGACGCAGGCAGGGUUCUUCCGGGACCGGGGCGACGAGCAGGCCCCCAAGGACAUAAAGUGACGCCGCGGAGGGUGGGGGGUAAUUUAAGACGGCUGCGAAGGGCGGGUCGAGGGUGCAGCAUCACUGUGGUCCAAGUUCGUUUGGGCUUUUUUAGGUGCCCGGUGUACAGAGAUAGCAAUAUGAAAGGGAAUACCGUCAAACUGUGCAGUUUAAAUGCACAAAGUCGGAUCUGCGAGUGGGUUUUCUGUUUUUGGGUCGGGCCUUGUUCUUGCCAAGCUUUAGGUGCACAUGUGACACCACCAUUACUUUGGUUUGCAGGAGGCAGGCGACAGUAACGUUACUAGGUCAAAGUCGGUCGUCAAGCCCGCAGAACGCCUGGCACCUUUUCGUGCUGUGUCUGGUCGGCUAUCAGUCAAGGCCAUACGGACGGAAGGGUCGGAGCCUGUAGAACAUUGGAGCUGUUGAGAGCAAUUCUAUUCUGGUUUUUAUGGUGAACAUAAAAUUUGCACAAAAACGGGAUUCAACGGCAGUCUUUCUUCAUUGCCCAUGUGCUUGAUGCCACGCCGCUGGUGGCCGUAGGACCGCCAUCUCUCCGUACCUGCUCGCGUGUAGACACCAGAGGUGAACCGUUUUGAAAUGACGCUCUCCCGUGGAGCUUGCCGACCAAUCGAUCUAAGAACGCUGGGCGGCAGUGCUGGAGACUGCUCUUGCCGCCCUUUACCCUUCGUUCGCAGAGCAGCAGCGAGGAUCUCACAUGUGCAGAAGGACUGAAGUUCCCUCCGUGCACCAUGGCAGCGGCAGAAUAGCCAAACUGGUCGAUUGAAUUGGUCCAUUGUGCGCCAUAUUUGGAUUUUCAACACUUCCCUACAAAAAUUGGUUCUUCAUUUUUGUUUAUCCAGCUUUUCCUGCUACUUUCAUGCUUUCCUAAAAAUUAGAGGCAACUACCUCGGAGUGAUAUUUUGUAACUUUGUAACUGCCCUUGUGUCUUAGUAAAGUUCUAUGGCCACUGUGGAGCUGCACCCUUGGAACCUUGGGCAAAUGUGCGAAGCACAGCUUGGUGCCCGCGUCGGAGCAAUGUGAACGGGUUGAAGAGGCAAACGACGGUAUCCUGUGAUGAGCAACUUCCGCAUUUGGUCUCUGUUCUAAUCCAGCAAGGAAAUGAAAAAGAUGCUUUGACUUGUUGACAGGCAUAAGAUCGCCAUAAAUUCCUCGGAAUUUUUGUGUUUUUUUUUUUCGUUGAUGGAAAGUUGGAUGUGUAGAGUGGAUCGUUUCUUUUAUUUCGGAUAUUUUUUUGUGAAAGCAUCUGUGUGAUGGGGGAAUUGGAUUACAACGUAGGGGUGUGUGAAUGUGUGUAUGGAAAGUGCACUGUGGCAUGUUUAUUUGUUUUUCUUCCUGGCCAACUUCACCUAUCUGUGUUUCAUUGCUAACUCUGCUUGUGCACGUAGUUUAAGGGGUUUAGGUGAAGUGUUUUGUUGUUUUUUUUGGUGUUGAAGGCGUGGGGGGGCUAGCUAAUAUAUUCUCUUGUUUUCUUAUUUUUGUUUGUGAUACCGGAUACGAAAAUGCAGUACCUGUUAUAUAAUUUAAUCCUUUAUGUUCGCUGCUUCGCAGUUCUUGUCUGCUGUUUAAGGUACUCGCCUAAGGGGGCGCUUUGCAUGAGGCAGCUUAAACAUUCUAUCGUGCUAUGUACCUGUUGGUGGCACCUGAUUCAAUGUAUAGAACAACAUAGUUGUAUCAAUUGAAACCCAGUUUUCGUUAGAUUCUUGUAAGCAAGGCUUAUUAUUUCGGACAUGUGACACGCACUAAACGGUGCCAGUAGUUGCCAGAUGUACAGUUGCACCCAGUGAUGCUGACGAUGUGCUUGCUUUGCGACAUGCCACAGUACAAAGCAGAGAGAUUUUUGUUAAUAAAAUGUGUACAUACCUAUA
This is a messenger RNA of Ixodes scapularis (black-legged tick), 3697 nucleotides long. It is a transcript of the gene Pc, whose product is annotated as vegetative cell wall protein gp1. The record is from RefSeq and is a predicted model, not a curated record. The coding region runs from base 99 to 1832 and encodes 577 amino acids. Lineage: Eukaryota; Metazoa; Arthropoda; Arachnida; Ixodida; Ixodidae. The transcript has 5 exons.